Molecule: messenger RNA, 5049 nt
Organism: Rhodotorula toruloides NP11
Lineage: Eukaryota; Fungi; Basidiomycota; Microbotryomycetes; Sporidiobolales; Sporidiobolaceae
Exons: 4
Coding region: 1-5049 (1682 amino acids)
Source: RefSeq, a predicted model, not a curated record
AUGCCUGAUCUCGCCCACUUCGACCCGUCGAGCGUCGACUCCUCCCCGUCCCGAAGUCGACCUGUCCCGCGACCGCUCGACCUCGCUUCGGUCAAGCGACUGGACGGGAGUACGGGUUCACCAUUGUCGGGCGAGAUGAGCGCAUUGGCGGCGGACUCUGCGGGCGAGGUGGACUUGCGGGCCCGGGUCGCGGAGGAAUCGCUUGGCGAGGUGGAUGUCGGCGUGCGCGAGCCUGCAGAGGGCGAGGAGGAGCGGCAGGAGCUUAAGCAGUCGCAGCGGCAGACUGGGACCAGCGGCGCUGCUCGCCCACCUCCUCUCGACCUCCAGCAACCCUCGACUUCGACUUCGCACCUCUCUGCUCGCUCUCUCCCUCCGUCCACCGCACCUUCGCCGCAGCUCAGCCGCUCCGUACUCGGAUACACCUCCUCGACACGCUCCACGACCGGCUCGCCCUACCGCCGACGAGCGACUACAUCCGGACUUAGCAGCGGGCGAAGAAGCGAGCCUGUCGCUCCUCUCGCUCUCAAUGGCAGCGGGCCGUCAAGCGCUGCGCAGCCUCCUGCAGGAGCCAGCUCGAGGUUCUUGUUGACGGUCGUCCCGCCCGGACACUUGCCGCAUGAUCCGCCUCAUCCGAGGUCGAAUCCGUCCGCAUCUGGCUACGGUCCUCCCAAGCACUUCCGCCGCGGAACCCUCGUCCCUCUCUACCCAACUCUCUCCUCCCAACUCGCCGCAAUCGCUCGCGAAUACGGCCUACCCUCUUCCGGCGGCCUCGUCCUCUACCUCCUUUCGACCACCGACCCCUCGACGCAGCAGCCUUUUCCGCAAGCAUCUGGCUUCGCCGGCGAAGGCGGACCGAGGAUAAGCGAGACGGCGUGGAGCAUGCUUUGGGCGCAGCUGUUUGCGGAAGAGGAAGCGGAGCGGGAGAUGGCGUUCUUGCGGCAGCAGGAGGCUGAGAUGGGGUACUCGGACGAGGAGGGAGAGGCAGACUACUCGGACGUCCCGCCGCCUGUUCCGCCUAUCCCCGUUCAGCACGACCAGCAGCCGCCACGACAGCGACAGACGUCGGAGAGCGACAACGCCAUCCUCUCCGACGAGAACGAGCCGGUCAGCCAGUCGAGCGAUGCGGGUGCCAGCGGCGACGGAUCCGUCUACUCGGCUGCGACAGGCGCGGCAGAAGGAUCGGUCAAGGACAAGCAGAACGCGUCUGCGAGUCGGCCGUCGUCGCUCGCGCAGGCGGGACUUGGUCGAGGACUACCGUCUGCGCUGACCUCGCCAAACGCCCGCUUCUCGAAGCGAUUCACGUCGCUUCCUCCGAACCUCCCGCCCCGACACCAGCGACAUUCUUCACGCCACUCAGUCCGCUCGGCCUCGAACGCCCCGCGCAACCACCGCUCCUCGUCGUACAUGUACUCCGCCCCACCUCACUCAGCCGGCGGUCUCCGCUCCGCUUCCUACGCCUCGUCCCACUUUGCGCCCUCCCUCUUCUCAGCCGGUCCUUCGCUUCCCUCGUACGGCGCGUCAGUCGUCGUCGGCAAGAUCGAGUUCGACAUCCACGCUUCGACGAGGCAGGGCAAGUGGUACGAAGCUUGGCUCGCAAGCGCUGCGCCAACGCCUGUCAUCCCAACUGUCCCUGCCUCGCGCGAAAUGGAGGCGGGCAAGGCGCCGGAGACGGAGAAGGCAUGGCAGGAGCUGCACCUCCCGAACCUCGUCGCGGCCAAGACGCCUCAGCAACCGGAAGCGCGAGGACUCGGCGUCGACCAGGGUAGCGCCAUCCCGUCUCCUCACGCGCGCAGCGUCGACGAGCAGACGACGCCUUCUAGCCGCACGCGGUUGUUGACUACGUCGACAGGAGGCUUCGUCUCGCCCAUCGUGCAGUCGCAGAACCUCGAGUCGGCCGAGUCGAGCUUCUCCCUCGCGGGGCUUGCGGGACACAGUCCUGAGCCCAGUCCUCGAACUGAGCGCGAGGCGGUGGACGACGAGACGGACCGGACUGUUGAAGACCUGGAGAAGACGCCGCUAAUCGACUCGCGCGACCUCCAGCCUCUGCGGCAUGACGAGGCGGCACCUCCUACCGAGGCGGCACUCGUGGACUCGUCCAUCGUCGACAAGGACGACAUCGUCGGGCCCGAGCGACCGACGUACUCCCGCUCGCCAAGCUCACUCCCCUCCCGUCCUGCCUCAAACGCUUCGACGCAGCUCGACUCAAGCGAGCGAGGAACGGACGACACACCUCUCCUCGAGCAGGAGGCCGAGCAUGCGGGCUAUCAGGCGCUGGACGACGACGAACCGCCCAAGGCGGAAGACGCGGACAGCGAUUCGGACGAUUCGCGGUAUGGCGUACAGACGACUGAGAGCGAACAGCUCGAUCAGCAGGCUUCCGGCGUAAAGGAUCCGCUGGGCGACGUGUUCGGCUCGGACGAGGCGACUUGGCGGUCGAUUGCGGCGGACGACACGGUUCCUCGCUGUGACGAGCGCGAGGUCAUCGAGACGACCGGCCUCGGCUUCACAGGCUCGCAGAACCUCGCAACCCUCGACGACGCUCCGCCCGGUAUCGUCGAACGUCGUCCCGACGACGAGAGUCUCGACGAGCGAGGUUUGCCGCCACCGCAGGACGACGUCGCGGACGUCCAAGCGAUGCUUAGUCCGUCCACACCUACUGCACCGACACAUCCCCCUUAUCUCGCAUCGCCCAUCCGGCUGGACGGCAAGAGCGAGUCUGCCGCGGACGUCUCGCGUGAUGCGGUGCAGGAGGCUGUCGCGCCUGCUGCUUCGAGUUCGAGCGGGGAGGAGCGCGCCCAAACCUCGCCGUUCCUCGCCUCGCACUCGAGCAAGACGUCGAUCAGCACGAUCAACUUCACGGUCCGCCCGCCCUCGACCACGGCAUCCAUGUCGCCCGAGUUCGUCCCUCAGCGGAAGCAGCGUCACGGCUGGACGAACAUCCCGCCUGUCGUCGACCCGUCCAUGUCGGCGUCGUCGUCGCUGUCGUCGAUUGCGCCGCUCGCCGAGGAGGAAGGCGACGUCAGCGAAGGGUCAUCGGCUGUCGGACUCGAGCGCAACCUUGACGACCUCGAACGAGCUCUCGCUGAGCUGUCGCCACGCGCUCUUCCGACGAGCAGGAUGCCGCAUUCGCCUUCGACGGUCCUUGCGCAGGCGGAUGAGCCGCAAGCCGGACCUUCGCUUCUCGCCAGUCGUCGAGCCUUCCGGUACGGGGCACCCGCUUCGCCCGACCUUGGCUCAUCGCCUCGCUUCGACUUCGAGCAAGCCGAGAGUCCCGCACGGCAGCUCGAUUUCGCCCCGGUACCCGCGCCUGGCCUUCCCGACGAGCCUCGGGCAGAGACGCUCGCAGCUCCGCCAGCAGAGCGACCUCGCAUUCCGCGGUCGUCGUCGUUGCACAAGCCGGCGGGACAUCCGCAACCGCAUCUCGUCGCGUUGCCGCCAUCGCCCCUGCCCGAGACCAUCGCCGCUUUCGCUUCGCCUUCGCCUGAACCAGAAGAAGCUCCUGUCCCGACCCUGCCUUCAGCUAGUCCGUCAUGGCCCGCGCCUCCCCCGCUUCCUCUCUCGCCUGAACCUGCACCGGUACCUCCAACAAGCUUCGCAGACAUCGUGCCGCCUCCGCCGCCCGCGAAGGAGGAAACGCCGGCCCCUCAACCUCGUUCGCCUGGCCCGCUCAAGUCGCUGCGAAACGGCAAAUGGGGCAGUCGAAGCAAGAGCAUCGACGCGGGCAAGGCGGGCUCACCAGCCGACGCGUCCGAAGAGUCGUCUGGGUCGAAGAGUCCGCUCGGCAGCUUCUUCGGCAAGUUUGGCCGGAGCAAGUCGCGCAAGUCUGAUCCUACUUCGCCGGAACCGCCUUUGCCGAUCCAGCCUUUCGACGCAGCGAUUCCUCCAACAGGCCCCGAGCCGGCUCAAGCCGAACACGUGCAGCCUUCACCGCAUCCCCCUCGCAAGCAAAGCCUCGACGUUGCCCGACCACGCCGUCCCUCCGUCUCUGGAUCGCUGCCGCGCGACUUCGCAGCAGAUGAGCCUCUGCCGCCGUUCCCGCCGUCUCUCGCCGCCAGCGUGACGACCGCUCCGCAGCUGCCGCCCUUCUCGCCGUCUGAGGAGACGACACUGGACAGCUGGAACGCGGCGGCGGUUGGCGAGGCAUCUCCCGUGGGUACUCCGCUAGAGGCCCAACCCCUCUUCAGCGGCACCCGCUUCGAAGGUCACGAGCAGCCUGCCGCUCCGUUGAGUCAAAACGCCGUACAAGGGUCGGCUGCGUUGCCGCCUGUGGAGGGUGCCGCAUCUUCCGACUUCUCCGCUCUCGCCUUCCCGGCAGGCAUCCUUCCUCCCGCGGCGCCUGCAACUCCUCGCUCGCCGCCAACUGCAUCAUCAUCGGCGAACGACAGUCCAGCAACGGGCGAAGUCGUAUCGCCGUCGGCCUUCCCGCAACCGCCAACAACGCCUCGCUACCCAGCCUCCGCGCCCGUCACGCCUGCCGGGUGGCCUCUUGCGACGCCAUGGACGAGAAGCGGCGGCAAGCGGCGCUUGAGCGCCGACAUCGACCAGCUGCUAAGCCAGAUGAACGACAUCGAGUUCGGACUUGGCGACGACGACGACGCGGCGAAGGCUCACCCUGCUGUCCCGGCAGUUCCGUUGCCGUCGGCGCCAGUACCUCCGAUGCCUGUGCAGGCGGUUGUUGUCGCGGACGAGGCGACCGCACCUGAGCUGGCCGCAUCGCCUGCACCGUAUCUCGUCGAGCCAGACGCAUCUCUCGCCUACGUCGGCGAGUCGACCUCCCCCACAACUCCGCCGAUCGCCCUACCUUCGUUCGACGCGCACGAUGCGACGGCUUCAAGUGGCGGCGGCUUGCUCGGCGUCCAGCAAUCCCUCGACAGGCCGCUCAGCGAGGACUUGCGUGCGCUUGGAUCGAUGAUGACCGGCAUGGUUGCCUCGCCGCCGACGAGCCCUCCCAGCAAGACGACCGGUCUCACCUCCUCCGACUCUGCCUACCUCGACUACAUCGUCGCUUCGUCUCCACCUGCGACGAACGCCGCUCUUGCGUCGGCGUAG